AUUUAUCAAAAGAAAUUAGGAAAUUCGUGCAGUUAAAGAAAAUACCCUAUUGACCUAGAUUAUAAAGUAAAGGAAAUAGAUAAGUCCAAUGAACCAAAACACAACUGAAGUGAAGGAAUAAAAUAUUAUUGAAAUAAUCGGAAAUAGUUUCGAUUUAGUGUUUAUACAGAAAAAAUAUAUCCAGUCUAGUAGCUCUUCCAUGAAGUAAAUGAGUUGGAAUCCCUGGAAAAAACUUCAGAGACAUGGAUCAAAAUCUUAUCUCGUGCAAAGACAGGAUGAGAUAGUGCUUGAGAAGCAUGUUUCUAAACUGGAACAGUUAGAAAACACAACUAAGAAACUGUACAAGGAUGCUAAAAAAUAUGAAGAUUGUAUUCUUGAAGCAAACCGCACUGAAAAAAAGAUGACAUCAGAUUUAUCUAACAGUAUGCUUUGCCAUGAAGAAGAAAAAUUAAGAGAAUUACUUGAAGAAUGGCAUUCUUAUAUUUCACAAGUCAAUGCGUUUGAUGAAGAUCUUGUAUUAGUGACUCGGCGCACAGUUGUAGAACCUAUGAAAAAGUUUCAGGGAGUGUUUUCUGCUACUAGAAGUGCUUUAAGGAAACGGGAUCAGGCCAUGCAGGAAUGUGAGAAGGCUCGACAGAAAGUGCAGAAACUUCAAGAAAAAGAAAAAACUGGUCCUAAUAUAGUAAAGCUUGAAGCUGCACGGCAGAAUUUGGCAAAUUUAGAGGAAGACUUCAAAGCCCAGGACAGAUUGUUGAAGUCAGAGUUACCUCUAUUAAAUGAAGGAAGAAUAGAUUAUUUCCAACCUUGUUUAGAGGCUUUAAUUAAAGCUCAAGUCGAGCAUAGUGGCAAUUCUGUCAAUUUAUUUGCUGAGACUAUUCCAAGUUUGAAAAAUGGAACUGAUUUGACUGAAAUGGAAUUGAGACAGCAACAAAAUCAAAGAUUUGCACAAAUUCAUGCACUAUCCAUAGUGGGAGAAAGUUAAUCAUCAUGUUUUAUGAAAAUAAACAUUUAUAUUUUA
Messenger RNA from Argiope bruennichi, 1018 nucleotides. Its product is annotated as bridging integrator 3-like. Gene Ontology annotation, molecular function: lipid binding; protein binding. The transcript has 11 exons. Lineage: Eukaryota; Metazoa; Arthropoda; Arachnida; Araneae; Araneidae. The coding region runs from base 209 to 982 and encodes 257 amino acids. Gene Ontology annotation, biological process: plasma membrane tubulation; endocytosis; actin cortical patch localization. Gene Ontology annotation, cellular component: cytoplasm; actin cortical patch. The record is from RefSeq and is a predicted model, not a curated record.